Parus major (Great Tit) is the source of this 657-nucleotide messenger RNA. RefSeq names its product sporozoite surface protein 2-like. Lineage: Eukaryota; Metazoa; Chordata; Aves; Passeriformes; Paridae. The coding region runs from base 1 to 657 and encodes 218 amino acids. The record is from RefSeq and is a predicted model, not a curated record. The transcript is spliced from 3 exons.
AUGAUCCCAGCUUGCUGGAACACUGCCCGCGGAGACCCGCGGAGACCCCCGAGCCCACAGAGCCCACAGAGCCCGCGGAGACCCCUGAGCGCACAGAGACCCCCGAGGCCCGCGGAGACCCCCGAGCCCACAGAGCCCACAGAGCCCGCGGAGCCCCCUGAUCCCACAGAGACACCUGAGCCCGCGGAGAUCCCUGAGCGCACAGAGACACCUGAGCCCGCGGAGACCCCUGAGCGCACAGAGCCCGCGGAGCCCACAGAGCCCGCGGAGCCCACAGAGCCCGCGGAGCCCACAGAGCCCACGGAGCCCGCGGAGCCCCCGCGGAACCCACAGAGAUCGCGGAGCCCGCGGAGCCCACAGAGAUCGCGGAGCCCACAGAGAUCGCGGAGCCCGCGGAGCCCACAGAGAUCGCGGAGCCCACAGAACUCGCGGCGCUCUCAGAGCCCACAGAACUCGCGGCGCUCUCGGAGCCCACAGCGUCCCGGCGGGAAGCUGCCCCCAAGCAGCCGGCCCCUUCCAGCAUCCCCCGGUUUCUUUUCCCUUUCUAAUAAAAAUAAAAAUAAAUUCAGGUUCUCUUGUGUUCCAAGCAGCUGCAACAUCUUUCCCAGAUUCCAUCCUGCACCUCUCUCCACCAGCUGCCACAGCAGUCUCUGGUAA